CGUUUAUUACAUACUACAGAUAAUAUUACAUAUAUAUACAUAGAUGCACAAACUCUACACACAUAAUUGGGUAUUUCUUAUAAUAAAUAGUGUUAUGUAAUCUAAGUGAAUAUGUGAUUAUAUAAUACAAAUUAUAUUUGAUUAUUGUAAUUAACAUCCAUUAUCAAGAUGGACAUCAUUUACAGUUGGUGUAUUAUCUGGUGUUUAUUAAAUCUCAAUUUAAAUGGGAAAAUUGGUCAAGCGCAAGAAGACAGUUCCACAGAAGAUCCUAUUACUGAUCCUCCCACUUUCGAUAAUACAACAAUGACCAGUACAACAAGUGAUUUCACCAAUAAACCAGAAGAGGAAAACUCUACCACAGAUGACACUAAUUAUACUACAAUCCCCAGUUAUUCUAGUACUGACAUAAUCACAAACGAUGCUACAAAUUUAAAAUGUCAACGAAUAUUCUACAUGAUAGUUGGAUUGAUCAGUCUAAUGGCAAUCAAUUAACGAAAAAAAGCACUUACUCUCUGUAAUCAAUGUAUAACUAGUUCCAUAUUAAGUGAUUUGUUAUAACUGAGUAUGUGAUCUAAUCCUAAUUGCUAAUCAAAAUGGGUGUACAAUCAAUAUAUAAACAGGUGUAUUUUAGACUAGAUUCGACUCGUCGUUGUCAUAGUGUUUUGGGGCUAAUAAAUCUUCACUUAUACCAGUCUUGUGUUCUUAUUUUCGCAUUGGGGGAAUUGCCGUGGUCUCUCGUUCCGAGUAUAAGUGAUCAGCGUUUUUGGAGCACAACAAUUGGUUAUCAGGAUUCAGUAGAUAAAUAGAUAACGUGAUGGCGUUCGAGUCCCAGAGUGAGCAUCAACUCUUUGAGAUGCAGAUACAUUUGGCUGACCAAUCUCAAAUAGAACGAAACACGCAUCCUAACUUUCACUACUAACUACUAUCCAUCUUUACUAUCAUUAAUUAUUUGUUCCUUAUUUAUCAUUACAAUCAUUACAAGUAUUGUUUUCUUUUUAUUCCUUAAAUUUAUAGAUUUCAUAAAACAAUUCAUUAAACUAUUAACCGUGAACUGUUAGUAACAGUAAUUGAAUAGUUACCUUUCUUCCCUUUUCUUGUAAUAUGAACAUUUUAUUGAUUUAAAUCAGAGUAAUUAGUUACCAAAUUUGAAUGAUAUAUAUUUUUUUAAAAAUUUUUUUUUCAAAAUUAUAAUAGUUAUCAUACAAUAAAAA
Molecule: messenger RNA, 1211 nt
Organism: Schistosoma mattheei
Lineage: Eukaryota; Metazoa; Platyhelminthes; Trematoda; Strigeidida; Schistosomatidae
Source: the annotation of a GenBank genome assembly